CGAUUGUACCUUUUAGCUUCACUCUCUUUUUCUUUCACUUUCAUUUCCAAUUUUCUGUGAAGAAGAAACCAUGUCUAAGGGUCCUGGUCUCUACUCUGACAUCGGCAAGAAAGCCAGAGAUCUCCUAUUCAAGGACUAUCACAGUGACCAGAAGUUCACCAUCACUACCUACUCACCCACUGGAGUUGCUAUAACGUCCUCAGGGACCAAGAAAGGGGAGCUUUUUGUGGCUGAUGUUAACACCCAGUUGAAGAACAAGAACGUCACCACUGAUAUCAAAGUGGAUACUGAUUCUAAUCUCUUCACAACUGUCACUGUUCAUGAGCCUGCUCCUGGUCUCAAGACUAUUGUUAGCUUCAAAGUUCCUGAUCAAAGGUCUGGAAAGGUUGAAGUUCAGUACUUGCAUGACUAUGCUGGAAUAAGCACCAGUGUUGGGUUAACAGCAAACCCAAUUGUCAACUUCUCUGGUGUUAUAGGAACUAAUGUUCUUGCCCUUGGUACCGAUCUUUCUUUUGACACCAAAGUUGGGGAGUUAACAAAAUUCAAUGCUGGAUUGAACUUCACCAAAGACGAUUUGGUUGCUUCAUUGACUGUGAAUGACAAAGGUGAUACUGUGAAUGCUUCAUACUACCAUGUAGUCAACCUCUUGACCAACACAGCUGUUGGUGCUGAGGCAACUCAUAGAUUUUCAACCAAUGAGAAGACCCUCACUCUUGGCACCCAGCAUGCAUUGGAUCCCUUGACCACAAUUAAGGCUCGUGUAAACAACUUUGGCAAGGCAAAUGCUCUCAUCCAGCAUGAGUGGCGUCCCAAAUCAUUCUUCACCAUUUCUGGUGAGGUUGACACUAAGGCCAUUGAGAAGAGUGCAAAGGUUGGAUUGGGAUUGGCUCUCAAACCCUAAGGAAUUUUGAGCUGUACUGGCAGAGCGUCGAGGGAGGAAUUAGGAAGCACAUAGUUGUCUGUUUGAACUAUUUUCUUGAGGUUGGUUCUCAUGGACAGAAGUGUUCAUGUUGUUUGAUUGCAUUUUGAGCAAUUCAACGUAUAAAUAAUACGAUUCUAUAAACCAAAUGUUACUCGUAAAUCCCCACUAGCUUUUUGCAAAUCUCUUUGUUGAACCGAGGAUUGAUGCUCA
Molecule: messenger RNA, 1132 nt
Organism: Gastrolobium bilobum
Lineage: Eukaryota; Viridiplantae; Streptophyta; Magnoliopsida; Fabales; Fabaceae
Product: outer plastidial membrane protein porin-like
Exons: 6
Coding region: 71-901 (276 amino acids)
Biological process (GO): monoatomic anion transmembrane transport
Cellular component (GO): mitochondrial outer membrane
Molecular function (GO): voltage-gated monoatomic anion channel activity
Source: RefSeq, a predicted model, not a curated record